AUGGCGAUAGCAACGGAGACUCAACAAGAACACAAGACAUCUUCAGAAAGCACAACAGCAGAGAAGAAGAGGUGGAAUCUCAAUGACUUCGAUAUAGGCAAGCCUCUCGGUAGAGGAAAGUUUGGACACGUUUAUCUCGCAAGGGAAAAGAGGAGUAAUCAGAUUGUGGCGCUGAAGGUGCUGUUUAAGAGCCAACUGAAACAGUCUCAGAAACGAGUUUAUUUGAUCUUGGAGUAUGCUGCCAAAGGAGAAUUAUAUAAGGAGCUGCAGAAAUGUAAAUAUUUUAGUGAAAGACGCGCUGCUACUUAUGUUGCAUCAUUAGCUAGAGCACUCAUCUACUGUCAUGGAAAGCAUGUGAUUCAUAGAGAUAUUAAACCAGAGAACCUUUUGGUUGGAGCACAGGGUGAGCUCAAAAUUGCAGAUUUUGGUUGGUCGGUGCACACAUUUAACCGCAGGAGAACAAUGUGUGGCACACUAGAUUAUCUUCCACCAGAGAUGGUUGAGAGUGUGGAGCAUGACGCAAAUGUGGACAUCUGGAGCCUUGGUAUUCUGUGCUACGAGUUUCUUUAUGGGGUGCCUCCAUUUGAAGCAAAAGAGCACUCAGACACAUAUAGAAGGAUUGUCCACGUGGAUUUAAAAUUCCCUCCAAAACCUAUUGUUUCAUCUGCUGCAAAACAUCUCAUUAGCCAGAUGCUUGUCAAGGACUCUUCACAACGUCUGCCUCUCCACAAGGUUCUUGAGCAUCCUUGGAUUGUGCAAAAUGCAGAUCCCACUGGCAUAUACAGAGGUUGA
Molecule: messenger RNA, 792 nt
Organism: Fraxinus pennsylvanica
Lineage: Eukaryota; Viridiplantae; Streptophyta; Magnoliopsida; Lamiales; Oleaceae
Source: the annotation of a GenBank genome assembly